Molecule: messenger RNA, 3459 nt
Organism: Puccinia triticina
Lineage: Eukaryota; Fungi; Basidiomycota; Pucciniomycetes; Pucciniales; Pucciniaceae
Exons: 11
Coding region: 1-3459 (1152 amino acids)
Source: RefSeq, a predicted model, not a curated record
AUGCUAGUGUCAUCGAAUCCACCAGUUCAAACGGUUCAACUACCACCGCCUGCUGAGUUAGAUCCAGCUGAUCCCAUUUGGCGACAUGUCAAAACCGAAUGGGACCAACAAUUUAUCAAACGAGGCAAUUUCCUUCCAUGGCUGCGUGCUCAACUCCAGAUUGAUCCGAUAGAUGAAACUGGCCCAGCCCCCGAACCGCUUCUCUGCUACGUUAAACGGCGCCUGGCUCUCGCGCAACAUGAACAAAGACUUCGGGAAGCGGCGAAUCAUGGGCAGCCCGCCCCGGCUCAAGGCAACCAAGCUGCCCAUCCUAAUAGCGCAUCCAACAUGAACGGUACUUUCCUCGAGCCUACUCAAGCAUCAUCACUCGCUGCGCAAGACGUUUACCCCGGUAAUUCGUCGAGGUCUGGUCCCUUUGUGAGCCCGCAAUCUGAUGGAGCCGCUGCGGCAAGUCCGGCCGGUCAACAGUUUGACCAUAGCGCGUCUGAUGCUUCCCGUACUUCAAGCAAUCAAUUUUUAAAUCACGCUCAUGUCCCGCCACCUGCCAUGUCCUUCUCCAGUCAACCACCCUCAUCGACUGGCAAUGCUUUCAGUAGCCAGCUUGGCGCCAUAGCCGAUGCCCACAUGGGCAAUUCCUCUCACAUCACACCAACUUCAUUAUCUUCUAACUCCAACUCUCACACCAAUGAUUUAAAUUACAAUCCAAACGACUUAGGCACACCCCUCCCCUACCUUCAAGCUGGUACCCAAGCUCCCAAAUUCCCACAGUCUCAAGUUCUACUCAUGAGUCAAGAGAACGUCGAAACUGCCCCGCAGCAGUCAUCUCAGCUCGGUUCAUUUCCGACCACCAUUGCUUCGUCCACAUACGUCAAUCACCCCGCUCAGUCUAAUCCAGCUCUUACAUUUGUCGCCACGCAUUCCCAUCCGUUACAACCUCAAAAUGUGAAUCAAUACUCGCAUCCACUACAGCCGACGAAGGCUACGCAGUAUCAGCAAUCUCUAGAUACGCAGAAAAAAAAUUUCGAGCCCCAGGCGGAUUCAUUUGUUCAUCACAAUCAGUCCUUAGAUUUCAGUGGUCCUGCUCCCAACUCCGAUUCUGGUAAUUGGAAUGCAAGACCACUUGUACAGAUAGACCCCUCUCUUAUGGCAGGCUAUGAGAUGAGCUGUAACUUGACCUCACAAGUCUACGCUCAGUCGAUUCCUCCUAUCUCACCCGCAAUCGACGUGGCGCCCCAGCCAACUACAUCACAGCCCGUUGAUACUCCGAGCCCCCGCAGAACUAGAAGCGCCGCUGCCUUGACGAAAAAAAAUGGCACUGCUGCUACUCUAUCUCGCACACCUGUCAUUGAGAAAGCGCCACAUACGAAAGGGGCGCCUCGCACUGCGAGCUCAUCGACCGAAGAUACCUCGGUCGGAACCAUCCCUAGCCUCUCGGCAAAUAUCUCCCCUGCAAAUAAGGAAGCCAAUCCCAAAGCAACUUCAACCGCGUCACCCAAUCCCACCUCCAGCACCCCAGCCGACCAAUACGACCGAAAGGUUUGGAAGAGUCGCCUUUCGACUAUCCGAACCGAAUUGGAUCACAUCCCCAAAGCGCCCGCUCGAUCGGCAAUCAAAUUAGUCAAAAUCUUGAGUAUGUACAGCAUCUCUCCCACUCCCAGCACUGGUGAUUGGUCUACUGUGCCCCCCGAGGGCCGGAUAGAAGUCCUAUCAGCUAUGAAAGCAUCCGUGCCUCAAGAUUUCUUCAAUUCUUGGGCCUCCGAAAGCAAAGGCUUGUCCAUGCUUGAGGCGUGGCUUAAGGGCUCUGUCCAUGCACAGGAGAGAGCCAAACCCAGGAAAACGUCUGGCGGGAAUGGCGCAGAUGAAGAAACUUUACAACGCGAGACGCUUUUGACCCAUCUCCUGCAGACAUUAGGCAAACUUCCAUUAACGGUGGAAAAUCUCAAGAGUCACACAUUUCCGAAGCAGGUCAUGAGAAUCAAUAAAGAACAGAACGCGAACAAAUUUUCAGAUGCUAUCAAACGUUUGUCAGUCGGAUUAGAACAAAAAUGGCGCGCGAUUUGCCGGGGUGCACCAGCUCCGUUGCAAAGAAACGGGAGCAUUGAUAGCGUUUCUAACUCUGCCGCUUCAGCCUCUGAUACCAAAAAGCGGCCCGAAGCGGCUUCUGAUUCAAAUCAAAGCAAGAAGCGCAAAGUUGAAACAACCAGGAUCCCGAUCACUGCAACGUCUUCCACCAGUAAAAGUACCAACGACCUUUUUGGAAGACCAGACAAAGCCAAGCUCCCAGCAUUUACGAAGAAAGCCCUUGAGCCGAGUGCUCCCCCGCCAGUUGUGGUGCCCGAUAGCUUCGCCGAAGCCAUGGGGCUGCUGAAAGGUAGAAAUGCUACCGGCACGUCUGCGGAACUAGCGCCCUCCACUUCUACCACAUCAAGCAACGCAGGCGGCAAGCUGGCUAAGCGAGUCCGAUUUGUGGCCGACAGCGAAUUAUGUCAAAUCAAAAUCGUCGAACGCUUGGUUUAUGAGGGUGAGGAAUAUGAGACGCAUCCCGUUGGCGAUGCCAGGAAAAUGGAUGCUGUGGAGGGUAGAUAUUUGCAUCAGUCGGAUAGCUUCCUGGAAGAAGAAGUUGAAUGGGAGGCUCCAUCUGAGGUUGUAUUGACUAGUGAGACAGUCACCAACUUGGAAACCUCACCUUUGGUGUCUGCUGAGCUCGCAGCCCAAGAAGAGAGAGAGAAAGCUGUGCCUGCAGUAACAUAUGAGGAUGAAUCUCAGAUCCCGCAUACACCGCAUGAACCAGGCGAAUCAGAGUUAUCGACUGUUGGUGACGCCGGAUCUGCAGGUCUUCCUAAGGUUAUGAAGCUAGGCGGCAAUCUUCUGCUGGACCCAGAAGUGUCGCACUUGAUUGCUAAAGCCCAGGCCGAUAACUCAGUGGACGCGCCGGUUGCCCCGGAUCACACCGUGUCAAAUCUGCUAGCCCGUCUUGGUGGAGGUGCUGGCGCGCUAGCCGAACUGUCUAAUCAAUCCUCUCAGGCGCCUAUGCCUUUUCCUUCGGGGUUCGACACGGGUUUGCCUCCAGGACUCGACUUGAAUCUGUUAAAUUCGAUCUCCCAAAGUGGCUCGCUGCAGGCAAUCUUGGCUGGUACAAGCGGCAUCAACAUGCCCACGCAGCUCGUCUCAACCACCCACGUCGCUGAUACAUUUCUUCCCGCGGUCAGGGACAAUGGAUGGGGUGCUGCAGCCGGCUCGGCCUCCCGUGGACGUGACAAGAUGGACGCACCUGCACCACCUGCACCAUAUAUUCCGACCGGACCGAGCGCAGGCGUUUCUCGCAACAAACGCCGGAAGAAGGGCAAAGAUGGUGGCCAGCCCCGCAUGUCAGCUCAUGAUGCUUUGGGCCGACAUAUCAAAUGUAAAUGGUGGCCCGAUUGUCCUCAUGGCAAUAAAUGUUUCUACAAACACGGUUAA